GGCGGCGUUGAGUCAGGCCGGCGGUGGGGGCGACUGCGGCGGCCGCCCUCGCAGCGCCAUGAAGACCCGCUUCAGCAGCGUGGACCUCCGCGCUGUGCUCGUGGAGCUGAACGCCAGCUUGCUAGGAAUGAGAGUAAACAAUGUUUAUGAUGUGGAUAACAAGACGUAUCUUAUUCGUCUUCAGAAACCAGAUUUUAAAGCAACGCUAUUACUGGAAUCUGGCAUACGAAUUCACACAACAGAAUUUGAGUGGCCUAAGAAUAUGAUGCCGUCUAGUUUUGCCAUGAAGUGCCGAAAACAUUUGAAGAGUCGGAGAUUAGUCAGUGCAAAACAGCUUGGUGUGGAUAGAAUUGUAGAUUUUCAGUUUGGAAGUGAUGAAGCUGCUUAUCACUUAAUCAUUGAGCUCUACGAUAGGGGGAACAUUGUUCUUACAGAUUAUGAAUAUCUAAUUUUAAAUAUCCUAAGAUUUCGGACUGAUGAGUCAGAUGAUGUUAAGUUUGCUGUUCGUGAACGCUAUCCAGUUGAUCAUGCUAGAGCUGCUGAGCCUUUGCUUACCUUGGAAAGGUUGACUGAAAUAAUAGCCAGUGCACCUAAGGGCGAACUACUGAAGAGAGUUCUUAACCCAUUACUUCCCUAUGGACCAGCUCUCAUUGAACACUGUCUUAUAGAAAAUGGAUUCUCUGGCAAUGUCAAAGUGGAUGAAAAAUUUGAAAGUAAAGAUAUUGAAAAAGUACUUGUUUGUCUGCAGAAAGCAGAAGACUAUAUGAAAACAACAUCCAACUUCAGUGGAAAGGGAUAUAUCAUUCAGAAAAGAGAAAUGAAACCAAGCCUCGAAGUGGAUAAACCGACUCAAGACAUACUCACGUAUGAGGAAUUUCAUCCUUUCUUGUUUUCUCAACAUUCACAAUGUCCAUAUAUAGAGUUUGAAUCAUUUGACAAGGCCGUGGAUGAAUUUUAUUCCAAGAUAGAAGGUCAGAAAAUAGAUUUAAAAGCUUUACAACAGGAAAAACAAGCAUUGAAGAAGUUAGAUAAUGUCCGAAAGGAUCAUGAAGACAGAUUAGAAGCUCUUCAACAGGCUCAGGAAAUAGACAAACUUAAAGGAGAGCUCAUAGAAAUGAACCUGCAAAUAGUUGACAGAGCCAUUCAGGUUGUUCGAAGUGCUUUAGCCAACCAGAUAGAUUGGACAGAAAUCGGGUUAAUUGUGAAAGAAGCCCAAGCUCAAGGAGACCCUGUUGCAAAUGCAAUCAAAGAAUUAAAACUGCAAACAAAUCAUGUUACAAUGCUGCUAAGAAAUCCAUACUUGUUAUCAGAGGAGGAAGAUGACGAUGUUGAUGGUGACAUCAGUGUUGAGAAAAAUGAAACUGAACCACCAAAAGGAAAAAAGAAAAAACAAAAGAAUAAACAGCUGCAGAAGCCUCAAAAAAAUAGGCCAUUGCUUGUUGAUGUUGACCUCAGCUUGUCAGCAUACGCCAAUGCCAAAAAGUAUUAUGAUCACAAGAGAUAUGCUGCUAAGAAAACACAAAAGACUGUUGAAGCUGCUGAGAAGGCAUUCAAAUCAGCAGAAAAGAAAACGAAACAAACCUUAAAAGAAGUCCAAACAGUUACCUCUAUUCAAAAAGCAAGAAAAGUGUACUGGUUUGAGAAAUUUCUGUGGUUCAUUAGCUCAGAGAACUAUCUAAUUAUAGGUGGACGAGAUCAGCAACAGAAUGAAAUAAUUGUGAAAAGAUACUUGACACCAGGGGACAUUUAUGUACAUGCAGAUCUUCAUGGGGCUACUAGCUGUGUAAUUAAGAAUCCAACAGGAGAAGCGAUCCCACCUCGGACCUUGACUGAAGCUGGCACAAUGGCACUUUGCUACAGUGCUGCUUGGGAUGCACGAGUUAUCACUAGUGCUUGGUGGGUGUACCAUCAUCAGGUGUCUAAAACAGCACCAACUGGAGAAUAUUUGACAACAGGAAGCUUCAUGAUAAGAGGAAAAAAGAAUUUCCUUCCUCCUUCAUAUCUAAUGAUGGGGUUUAGCUUCCUCUUUAAGGUAGAUGAGUCUUGUGUUUGGAGACAUCGGGGUGAACGGAAAGUCAGAGUGCAGGAUGAAGACAUGGAGACACUGGCCAGCUGCACAAGUGACCUCAUCUCAGAAGAAAUGGAACAACUAGAUGGAGGUGACAGUAGCAGUGAAGAUGAUAAGGAGGAAUUACAGGAAACUCCUGUGCAAGUGGAAGUCGUGACUCAGGUUGACCAAGAGGAUAUUACUGUUCAGAGUGGUGGAGAUGAGCUAAAUGAAGAAGGAAUUCAGGAAGAGAGCUCUGAAGACGAAGGAGAAUCUGAAGAGGUGCUGAAAGAUCAGGACCCUGUGGGUGAGGUGAAGGAUGAUGGGGGAGACGCGUUCAGUUACCCCGAUACCACCAUUGACCUAUCCCACCUGCAACCUCAAAGGUCCCUCCAGAAAUUGGCUUCAAAAGAGGAAGCUUCUAAUCUGAGUGACAGUAAAUUACAAAGCCGGAGACAUUUGUCAGCCAAGGAAAGAAGGGAAAUGAAGAAGAAAAAGCUUCCAAGUGACCCAGGGGAUUUAGAAGUGAUAGAGGGAAAAGACAAAGAAAAAGAAAAUGCCCUACACGUUGAAACUCAUCAGAACACAAGCAAAAAUGUCCCAGCUGUUCAGCCAAUGAAGCGAGGACAAAAGAGUAAGAUGAAAAAAAUGAAGGAAAAAUACAAAGACCAAGAUGAAGAAGAACGUGAACUCAUCAUGAAAUUGCUGGGGUCUGCGGGUUCAAACAAAGAAGAAAAAGGGAAGAAGGGGAAGAAAGGAAAAACAAAGGAUGAACCAGUGAAGAAACAGCCCCAGAAACCUAGAAGUGGACCACGGGUUUCAGACAGCAUAAAGAAAGAAACUCCAUCCCUUGCGGUUGUAACUCAUGAGUUACAAGACUUGGCUGUAGAUGAUCCACAUGAUGACAAGGAAGAGCAAGACCUGGAUCAACAGGGAAAUGAGGAAAAUCUGUUUGACUCUUUGACAGGACAGCCACAUCCUGAAGAUGUUCUACUGUUUGCCGUUCCGAUAUGUGCCCCUUAUGCCACCAUGACGAACUAUAAAUACAAAGUGAAACUUACUCCUGGAGUUCAGAAAAAGGGAAAAGCUGCAAAAACAGCCUUGAACAGUUUCAUGCAUUCCAAAGAAGCAACGGCAAGAGAAAAAGACUUAUUCCGCAGCGUAAAGGACACGGAUUUAUCAAGAAACAUUCCUGGCAAAGUGAAAGUGUCUGCACCCAACCUUCUGAAUGUAAAAAGGAAAUAGCUGGAAUGAAAUCCUAAAAUAUUUGCGAAGAGCCAAUUUUAUAGCCUUUUGGAAGUCCAGAGAUGAAAACACCACGUAGCAAGACUUCCGUAUUUAAAAAUGAACUAAACAUUGCCUUGCUAUAUUCGCCAAAAGAACUUAUUGUUUUUUUUCCAGUUUUAUAGAGAGGAAACACUAUGAUGGGAUUUCCUAAAAUAUUUGUGGACAGUUAAAUGCUAAUUGUAUACAUUUAUAGUUACUCUACAUUUUCUUGGAAUUUGGGAGGUUAAUAUUAAUUAUUCAUUUCAUGUUGUAAGGAAACGGAACAGUGAAGUGGCUCCAUUGCUUAGACUGCUGACUUGGGAGUCUACUGUAUAGACCAUCUAAUGUAUCUGUUACUCCCAGGACAAUCACAGGGUUUUUUUUUCUGGUGGUGGUGGGGGUUGGGCAUGGUUAAACAUUUAGAAUUAGGUCUUGAAAACCCUAACUACUGAAGGAAUAAAUUUCCUUCCACCUUUACUGACAUUAGACCAGAUUUAAAAUACAGAUAAUUCCCAUAACUCAACUUAAAUAACACCUAGAAGAAAUUGGUGUUGAUCACUUCCAUGCAUUUAUACACCUUCACUUUUCAUCUUACUUUCUUCUUUCCACCUCUAGUAAUUAUCACUAGCAUGUUACUUAAUAUCUUAACCUAUAAUAUCAGAAGUGCACUUGUAGGUUUAUCACUAACGACUCCUGACCCAGCUUUUUUCUUCUGUCUCCUAACAGAAUGGAGAAUAAAGUCAUACAUUAUUUCCAUUCUUUUAUGAGCCACAAAACUGUUACUUUUUAAAUUAGACAACAGCUGCCGAUAGUCAAUACGACCACUUGCCCCAGCCCCUAUACCAAAGCAUUAAGGUCAAAGUACUAAGUAGCUGUUGGUCCUUCCAAAAUUUCUUUUAUUAGCUUAGUGCUACUGAGAAUAUUUUUCCAUUUGAGAUUAAUGUAAAAAAAAACACAACUUUAUAAUUAUGUAGCCUAGUGUCGUAAAUACAA
This is a messenger RNA of Equus quagga, 4306 nucleotides long. It is a transcript of the gene NEMF, whose product is annotated as nuclear export mediator factor. The record is from RefSeq and is a predicted model, not a curated record. Gene Ontology annotation, biological process: rescue of stalled cytosolic ribosome; ribosome-associated ubiquitin-dependent protein catabolic process. Lineage: Eukaryota; Metazoa; Chordata; Mammalia; Perissodactyla; Equidae. The transcript is spliced from 33 exons. Gene Ontology annotation, molecular function: ribosomal large subunit binding; tRNA binding. The coding region runs from base 59 to 3292 and encodes 1077 amino acids. Gene Ontology annotation, cellular component: RQC complex.